Molecule: messenger RNA, 1281 nt
Organism: Panicum hallii
Lineage: Eukaryota; Viridiplantae; Streptophyta; Magnoliopsida; Poales; Poaceae
Product: protein FAR1-RELATED SEQUENCE 5-like
Exons: 1
Coding region: 1-1281 (426 amino acids)
Biological process (GO): regulation of DNA-templated transcription
Molecular function (GO): zinc ion binding
Source: RefSeq, a predicted model, not a curated record
AUGUUGCAAGUGGCAUGUGUUAAGAAAGGCAACAGAAAAGUUUCUUGGUUGAUAAGCCAUGAGAAAGACUUUGCCAAUGAGUUUGACUACUGUGUUAAUCGUACUGAAACAAUAGAUGAACUUGAGAUGUUAUGGCAGAAGCUAGAAGACAAAUACAGCUUGCAAGAGAAUGAGUUCUUCCAAAGUAUCUCUUCAACAAGGGAAAUGUGGGCGCCUGCAUACUUCAGAACUUACUUCUUCCCUUUAACCGGCACAACGGGCAGGUCGGAAAGUAUGAACUCAUUAUUCAAGAAAGUGGUGCACCCACAGGAUUCAGUGUUGCAGUUUGUGACCCAAUAUGAAUACAUCAUGGGUACCAGAGCUGAGAGGGAAAAUGUGGAAGCCUGCAAGGGGGAAAUUUCAGAUCCGCCGCUCCGGGCAAGUUAUGACUUUGAAAAACAAGCAGCAAACUUCUACACUCGUACUGUGUUCACCAAAUUUCAGGAGCUGCUUCGUGAUUCCACAAAAUUCAGGAUGGGAGACAUUGCUGAAGAUGAUGAGAGUUUGUCAAUUCAGAUAGUACAUCCAAACUCUAGCAAAGUCCGUAUCGUGUCAGUUAGUAAGGAUACAACAUCUUAUUUGUGCUCCUGCAAAAUGUUUGCCCGAGAUGGUCUCCUAUGUCCUCAUAUUCUGAAAGUUUUUACCAACCGAGACGUUCAGGAAAUUCCAGAUAAAUACUUGCACAGAAGAUGGUCAAAAGAGGCAACAACAAAGAUUCCAGAACAUCUCUCAGGUCCUGAACCAUCCUUUGGAGUUCCAGGUUCAAACAAGCUAAGGUACAAUGCAUUGUGUAGGAAAAUGACAGGACUAGCAGCGGAGGCAUGUUCUGGACCUGAAAAGUACACAGCUGCUUCUGCUGGGAUUGAUCAGUUGGUUGAGCUUGUAAAGGUAGCGGGAAAUCCAACAAAUGCGCAGCAAAAUGAAGCACCAGUUGUUGAGACAGACAAUAUGGUUGGGGGACAAGGUUCAACUCAAGCUGGAAUGGUGAAGAACCCGUCAAGGGUAAGUCGUAAGGGGCGUCCAAGGGGCAAAGUGGAUAGGAAAAGGUCAAUCAUGCUGCAAGCAAGGGAGAAAGCUAUGAAAAAGAAUGGGACAACAAAGAAGGGGACAACAAAGAAGAAGGCAAAAGUUCCACCAUGUUCAUAUUGUAAUGAAGAAGGUGACGGUGUUCAAACAUGCAAGUACAUGGCCACAGCACAACAAAUACUUGGAGAGCUUAAGCAAACAGAGCUGAAGCCGUAG